GUCAACACGAAGGUUGAAUUAAUGAGUUGUUCACAGAACUUUCGACAAGCACAUGCCUACAAAAUUUACAAUUCUUAGCCUAUACUAUAAAAUCUAAGCUUGUAAUCAAUAGUGUGCAUCAUGGUGUAAGAAAAAUUAUAUGUUUAUCAACAAAAUUGAAGGAGAAACAAGAAAUUUUUAAAGCAGAUGGAUGCUGCAGCUUCCAAAUCCUUCAAGAGCUAUAGUAAGUUAGAUGAACAAACCGAGGAAGCAUUUCGCCAGAGAAGCCGUAAACGUUUCAUUAUCAUUGCCGUCUCUUCCGUCGUGUUGCUCGUAAUCAUUGUUGGUGCGUUAGUAGGCACGUUAGCGCCAAUGAACAACAAAUCGAAAGAUGGAAAUUUGCCUUCUCCAACCGAGUCCAAUAUUAGAGCUAUGUGCAACGUUACAAGGUACCCUGACUCCUGCUAUUCGAGCAUGUCUUCUGCCCUUAGAUCCUCCUCCAAUGUUACCGAUCCUCAUAAUCCUGAACCGCACGAAUUGUUUUUGUUGUCUCUAAAGGUCGCACUCAAUGAGGUCAUAAGCCUCUCUUCUUUGCCUCAAAGGAUCAUUUCCUCUCAAAUGUAUAGCAACGAGACUAAUGAUCCUCUAGUGCAGUCUGCAUUGCAUGCGUGCGAGAUCCUCUUUGCGGACGCCAUUGAUUACAUCGAGGAAUCCAUAUCAUCCAUUCAAGUGGGCCAGGAAGACAAGGGCAUGUUGGUCACCUCGAAAAUUGACGACGUCAGGACUUGGCUAAGCACAGCCAUAACGGAUCAGGAAACGUGCAUAGAUGGGUUUAAGGAUACAGGGAAGCGCCUGAUCUUAACAGAUGAAGUGAGAUAUGCUAUGACGAACUCCACAAGAUUCACGAGUAACAGCUUGGCGAUUGCUUCCAACUUAUUGACCAUUCUUGAUAAUCUCUACCUACCAAUUCAUCGCAAGCUUUUAAGGGUACCUGAUGAGCAUGGCCAUGUUGACGAUGGAUUUCCCACGUGGGUUCACAUCAGGGACAGAAGACUGCUCCUGGAGGAGAAACCCAAACCCAAUCUAACAGUAGCAUGGGAUGGAAGUGGAGAUUUUAAGAGCAUAAGCGAGGCAGUGGAAUCCAUUCCUAAGAGGAGCAAGUCAAGAAUUGUUAUUUACGUAAAAGAGGGUUUAUAUUUGGGGAAUGUGACAGUAAGCAAGGAUUAUUGGAAUGUCAUGAUUUAUGGUGAUGGAAUGAAUAAAACCAUUGUCUCCGCCAGCCAAAACGUCGUGGAUGGCGUCUCCACCUUCCUCUCCGGCACAUGCAUUGCUGCUGGGAGAGGGUUCAUUGCAAAAGACAUGGGCUUCCAGAACACAGCAGGCCCACAGAAAGAACAAGCAGUAGCGCUGCGUUCAUCGUCAGACCAAUCCAUCUUCUAUCGUUGCUCCUUUGACGCAUUCCAGGACACCCUCUACACUCAUUCAAAUCGCCAAUUCUACCGCGAUUGCCAAAUUUCAGGGACUGUAGACUUCAUCUUUGGAAAUGCGGCAGUGGUUUUUCAAAACUGUAGCAUACAACCAAGGCAACCAAUGCCACGCCAAUUCAAUACCAUCACUGCCCAAAGCAAGUCUGACCCAAAUCAAAACACAGGCAUGUCAAUCCAAGGGUGUCGAAUGAAUCCCUUCGACAACCUGACAGCUCCCACAUAUCUUGGAAGGCCCUGGAAGGACUAUGCCACUACUGUGAUUAUGCAAUCUUACAUCGGAGGCUUCUUAGACCCCGCGGGAUGGGCUUCCUGGGAAGCAAAUGUUAGUACUGUUUUCUAUGCUGAGUUUCAAAAUUUUGGACCUGGGUCAUUGACAGAUAGAAGAGUGGGAUGGCCUGGUGUUAGGCCCAAUAUUACUUCUGAAGAGGCAGAGAAAUUCACAGUGGAGGUUUUUCUUCAUGGAAGCCAGUGGCUACCACAAGCCCAUAUAAUAUUUGACGGGACAUUGUGAAAAAGAGAGAGAUGCAUAUUUUCCCUGAAUUAUUGGUGUUUACAUUGCUCAUCAUAUUCUUAUUGCAAAUGAAUUACUAGAAGAGCACAAAUACAUUUUACAGAAUCACAAUCUACAAACAUGCAAAUCACCAGCAACGGAACUUCUUUCAGAUUAUAAUGAAUUUGUAGGCAAAAAAAAUUACACAAAUCUACAAAUCUGCAAUAUCAUCUUGCCACCACAAAUGACAAUCUAAACAAAUCUGCAAAUCUAUACGGUCGCAUUUGACAUAAUUACAUAAAUCUACCAGGUGAGGCGGCGAUGAUUUGAACAAAGGCAUGAGUUGAGUCUGUCAUAGUCGCAGAGGCGAUGACCCAUGGCCAUGUGUUGUCUGUCACAGAGUCGAGAUGGGAGCUAUGGAGGGACAUGCAAAAUUGGAUAAGAGGGGAUGAGCAAUUGGAUAAGAGGGGAUGAGCAAUUGGACAAGAGGGUAUGAGCCAGCCACGCACCAAGAACCGAAUCGAGAGGAAUUGGAGAAGAAGGGGUGGUAGCGAGGGUGAGGGAUUUUAUCGGCAACGAAGUAGGAGGAGGAAGAGGGAGGGGAAAGGAUAAUAAGAAAAAGAAGGGAGGGAAACGAAAAGAAAAGGAAGAAGAGGAGGAAAAAGAUGAUGAUCACAUG
This is a messenger RNA of Hevea brasiliensis (rubber tree), 2635 nucleotides long. RefSeq names its product pectinesterase 3. Gene Ontology annotation, molecular function: pectinesterase activity; pectinesterase inhibitor activity. The record is from RefSeq and is a predicted model, not a curated record. Bases 187 to 1977 code for a protein of 596 amino acids. The transcript is spliced from 2 exons. Gene Ontology annotation, biological process: cell wall modification. Lineage: Eukaryota; Viridiplantae; Streptophyta; Magnoliopsida; Malpighiales; Euphorbiaceae.